Molecule: messenger RNA, 1429 nt
Organism: Branchiostoma floridae (Florida lancelet)
Lineage: Eukaryota; Metazoa; Chordata; Leptocardii; Amphioxiformes; Branchiostomatidae
Product: sulfotransferase 1A1-like
Exons: 6
Coding region: 83-985 (300 amino acids)
Biological process (GO): sulfation
Cellular component (GO): cytoplasm
Molecular function (GO): sulfotransferase activity
Source: RefSeq, a predicted model, not a curated record
GCAAUUUUGCUACAUAUAUAUACAUAACCAGCAUCUAGAGAAGCGAUACCAGUCUUUCCAGUCGUCCCUGUAACAAUUAAACAUGAGUGUCAACAUUUCCCCGGAAUCUUUCAGCCCGCCUUUCCAUUUUAAAGGCGUCAGGUUCUUUCCCGCUGCCGACCUUCGGGCGGUGGAACUAGCGGAAUCGUUUGAAGUCAGAGACGACGACGUUUUCGUGUCGGCCUACGCCAAAUCAGGCACAACAUGGGUACAGCAGAUUGUGUCUUUACUCUCCACCGAGGGUGAUCUCAGCGAAGUGAACAAAGUCCCGAUCUUCGUCCGGGUGCCAUGGUUUGAGACUAUGGACAUGUCUGGGACGGGGGAGCCGCUUCCCAAGAUCCUGAAGGACGCCCCCUCUCCCCGCCUAAUGAAAACACACCUGCCGUAUCGCCUGCUACCCAAGGAUGCUCGGGAGGGGAAGGGGAAGAUCAUCUACUGUGCAAGAAAUGUGAAAGACGUGGUGGUUUCCUGGCACAAGAUGAGAGAGGGCUUCAAAUUCAUCCCAUCUGGGACGUUUGAUGAAAACUUCGAAGAAUUCAUCAACCCUGAGCAAGCUGCCUUUGGAUUCUGGUGGGACGUCGUCCCGGAGUACUGGCGUCACAAGGAUGACAACAACGUGCUCUUCCUCAAGUUUGAAGACUUGAAGCGGGAGGACCUACGUGGCAACGUGGUGAAGAUUGCUGACUUCCUGGGCAGGACUCUGUCCGACCAGCGCAUUGAUGAGGUGGUGGCCAACUGUACCUUCUCUGCCAUGAAGGACAACGACGCUACAAACUUCUCUCGGGAUGAAGCGUUCAAGGACCAAAGGAAAGAUGGUUUUGAGUUCAUGCGAAAAGGAAAAGUUGGAGACUGGAAAAACUCCCUCAGUCCUGAGCAGAGUAAAAUCCUGGACGACAUCAACAGAGAGAAAAUGGCGGGCGUUGAUUUGUCCUUUGAGUUCGAGUAAUUUGAAUACGUACCGACUGCACGUUUAAUGUCAAAACAAUGACCUUGAGUUGUUUGUGUUCAGCUGUGCUUCCGCCUUUGUGAGAUCUUAAAAACACCGAUAUGUUUAUGAUCACGGCCCUGAAAAUGGACUUUAAGGCAGAGAUUCUUUUUCCUUCUUGUUUUGGAUUUUGGCCGAAAAUAAGUCAUCCAAACUAAUCAUGGAUUAGGAAAUUAGUAGUUCCAACAUCGUAUUCUAACGAUAUAGAUAUACUUAUGGUAAGUAAAUACAGUUUUCAAUGCUUUAUGAACUAAGGAAAACUGCUGGAAAACGAUUCUACAACAUUUUUGUUACGAAAAUUUUAUAUCCCUAGCCUUGCUAUAGUGUGACCGGUCAACCAAAAAGGCUAGGGUCGGCAGGAUUUUGCUGUGGAACGUCGGCAAAUCGGAAAUAUAGUAUUUUCUU